AUGUUGCAACUAGUUGUGCCCCUGCCGCGCGAGGGUCAUGCCAACGAUACGCGAGUCGCCCUGGUACCGCUGAUCCAGGAGGAUGGCCAGAAGUCCAUCAGCUACCUGAAGAAAAAGUUCGUUUACAACAGCACCACCGGGAAGUUCGAGCGGCUCCAUUUCGAGAUCACAUCGCCCUUGGAGUUCUACCUUGGCUCCACCGGACUUACUGCGAAGGAGGUGGAUGAGCGCAAAAGAAAGUACGGCGAGAACAUCUACGACAUCCCUCUGCCAGAUUUUUGGGAGCUUUUCCAGGAGCAUGCAGUGGCCCCCUUUUUCGUCUUCCAGCUGUUCUGCGUGCUGCUAUGGCUCAUGGAUGAGUACUGGUACUACUCCUUGCUCACGCUGUUUCUUCUUGUCGUGCUUGAGGCGCAAAUGGUGCACCGACGGCGCCACGACCUCUCCGAGCUUCGUUCCAUGCGGAUUCCACCCAUGCCCACGCUGGCCUUCAGAGAUGGACAAUGGCAAGAGAUCCAAAGCAAUCAAUUGCUGCCUGGAGACAUCAUCGGCAUCCAACGCAAUCCGGAGGCUUCAUUUCCUUGCGAUGCGCUGCUGUUGCAAGGUAAUGUCCUCGUGAAUGAAGCCAUGCUCACGGGAGAGAGCGUGCCACAAAUGAAGGUCCAUGCCGCAGCAUCGGGCUGCUCCUCAGGCCAAUUGCUGGACAUGCUUGGCCGGCACAAGCAGCACAUCGUCUCUGCCGGCACGAAUAUCAUGAUGCACCAGAACUCGGAGAAAGGCAAGAAUCAAUGGAAGAGGGUCCCAGCCACGCGCACGUCACCCCUUGCGGUGGGUUUUGUCCUAAGGACUGGCUUCGACACGACCCAGGGGAAGCUGUGCCGGACGAUCCUCUUCAGUGCCGACCGCGUCACGGUUUCCAGCAAGGAAGCUUAUUGCUUCAUCGCCAUCCUCCUCUUCUUUGCGGUGCUCGCAUGUAUCUAUGUGCUGUACGAUGGUUUGGUGCUGGUUCCUGCACGUGGGGAGACGCCGAGGUCUACGUUCAAGCUCUUGUUGGCAGUGAGCCACAUCAUCACGUCGGUUGUUCCCCCCGAGUUUCCAAUCAUGCUUUCUCUGGCGGUGAAUUUGAGCCUCGUUGCCUUGGUAUCGAAGCGGAUCUUCUGCACCGAGCCCUUCCGGGUGCCUUUGGCUGGGCAGAUCCAAACAUGCUGCUUCGACAAGACCGGGACGCUCACGAGCGACUCCAUGGAGGUUGGUGGGGUGCACGGUCUGGAGUACCCCGCCCCGCCACUGGUGGAGGCCGUGGAUGAGAAGGAGGUGAGAGAUGUGGUGUCUCCUCCUCUCCAGCAGAAGCUCCCUUUCCUUUCCACCGCGGUGAUGGCUGCCUGCAACGGGCUCACCGUGGUUGAGGGCGAGGUGGUGGGCGAUCCUUUGGAAAAAGCCUCCCUCCAGGCGAUCCGCUGGCUGAUGAAAGCGCCAGAUCUGAUCACAUCGAAGACAGGGAAGGGUCAAGAGCUCCUACACGUUCUCCGGCGUUGGCCCUUCGUGUCUGAGCUUCGCAGGAUGGCGGUCGUCGUCCGCCAUCGGGGGCCCGGGUUGGGCUACCAAGAAACGACAGGAGGUGGAAAGGAUCUCGACCGCGUUCUUGCUCUGGUGAAGGGCUCCUGCGACGCUUUGAAACCCAGACUGGUUCAAGUCCCACCGAACCUGGACGACAUGCAGGACCAGCUUACGAAAUUCGGCUUUCGCGUGCUCUGCCUGGCCGCGAAGGAGCUUCCUGGUGACAAGAGCAUGGAUGCAGAAUUGCUGGAACGAGACGACGUGGAGACCGGGCUCCAGUUUUGUGGGCUCUUGGUCUUGCGGAACUCCGUAAAGCCGAAUACCUCGAAUACUAUCCGGCAACUACGCCAAAGUUACCACAGGGUCAUCAUGAUCACGGGCGAUCAUCCACUGACGGCAUGCCAGGUGGCCAAGAAUGUGAGCAUGGCAGAAAAUCGCUUUCUCGUGCUGGAUGAUGUGGGUGGAUCGGCUGAGGGGCUGGAGUGGAAGUACUGGGACCACCAGGUGCACGACAAGAUCGCGUUCACCGCAGGAGAGGAGCUGCGGAAGUUGGCCCGGAGCCACACGCUCUGCGUCACGGGAGGUGCUCUUGCAAAGAUGACAAAGGAGGAGGUGGCUGCUGUGGUGGAGGUGACGACCGUCUUCGCACGGGUGUCGCCGCAACAGAAGGAGCAGGUAGUAGUGGCGCUGAAUACGAAAUCCCACACCGUCAUGGUUGGAGACGGUACUAACGAUGUUGGCGCCCUCAAGCACGCACACGUUGGAAUCUCCCUCAUGACGACCAGCAUCAUUCCGCGCAUGCCGACGAGGUCACAGGCUCAGAAAUCCGUGAACGAGAUGCUGGCCGAUAACGGUCAGGUUCCCCUGGUGCGGCUUGGCGAUGCCAGCAUCGCCAGUCCCUUCACCUACAAGGGCGAUUCCAUCAAAUGCAGCAUUCAAGUGUUGCGCAGCGGCCGUGCAACGCUCUGCUCAGUCCUCAUGAUGUACAAGAUCAUGGGCCUGAACAGUAUCCUGUCAGCCUUUGCCAUGUCCGCGCUGACCUUGGAUGGAGUCAAGCUCGGCGAUGGGCAAACGGCCAUGGAGUCACUGUUCACGUCGAUGUGCUUCUUUCUGGUCUCCAGGAGUGCGCCUGCAAAGCAGCUGGCAAGGCAGCAGCCGAUCAGCUCCGUCUUCGCCUGGCCAGUCAUGGCGACGCUAGGAAUCCAGCUCAUCAUUCACAUGGCGAUUCUGCUCCCUACCUGA
Symbiodinium sp. CCMP2592 is the source of this 2796-nucleotide messenger RNA. The record is from the annotation of a GenBank genome assembly. Lineage: Eukaryota; Dinophyceae; Suessiales; Symbiodiniaceae.